GUGGUUGAGGUCACACCCAACGAGUAUAGCUUCAGCUCGGCGAUGAAAGCUCUCGCUUCGGCUGUGCAGUGGCGGAGAGCCCUGCAGACCCUCGGCCUUGCACAGGACCGGCAGUCUUGCAACGUCAUGGGCUUCAGUGUGGCCAUGGGGGCCUGUGUGAAGGCGACGCAGUGGGCCGAGGCUCUGGACAUCUUCUCGCAGAUCUGGUGGGCCGAGGAGUCGCCCGACACGCUUUGCUACAAUGCCGUCCUCAAGGCGUGCCAGGCUGGCCGAAGCUGGGAGUUGGCAGUGGAUCUGCUGCAGGAGAUGUACGUCACCGCCCUGCAGCCGAACACUUAUAGUUACAUCUUUAUGCUUGGAUCCUUGGCCAAGGCUACACAGUGGGAGAAGACCCUGGCCCUCUUUUCGGACGAUCCCUGGCUACGCUUGGCAGCGGAUGCUGCGACAUACAAUGCAGCUGCACCGGCCUUUGCCCAGAGCGCACAGUGGAGAGCAGCCGUGCACCUCCUGGGCCAUGCAUCGGCAAAGGGCAUCGGCGUCGAGCGUGGAGCCCUGGAUGCAGCCCUGCGCGCCUGCGAGAAUUGCGGACAAUGGGCACAGGUGCUGGCGCUGCAGCCCUCGCUUCAGCGACUCUGCCGUCCAGAUCCCGAAGAGGCGGCACUCCUGGAGAUGACCCUGGACGGACCCGGCGAGCUCACUGAGCCCAUGGCGAACGCACUUCGAUUUCAGUGGCUGUAUGGCUACCCCGGUGUACCUGAGGGCCAGGACCAGCUGACCCACGGCUUCUUCAAGUAUUUCGCAUCCAUGCAGGCGAUGACGGCACGCCAGCUGCUGUGGCUAAAUCCUUCUGCCUCUGCUGUCCUGGACCCAUUCUGUGGAUCUGGCACGGUCCUUAUCGAGGCAGCGCUUGCAGGGAAAGCUGCUACAGGCUCGGAUGCAUCGCCUUUGGCGGCCUUCGUGGCGCGACACCACACUGAUGUGGAGCGCAUCAGCUUGGACGAGCUGCGAGCUCAGGCGAGGGCCCUGGCUCCGGACGAGAAAGAGCUGAGCUGGGACGACUUGAGAGGCCGCCUGCGUGGUUUACCAGAAGAUCCCGUGACGUCCGCCCUUUGGUUCUGCCUCCUCGUCGCCUUGCAGCGCGCAGGCGACGGCCAGGACGUCUUCGCUUUGUCGGGCUCCAAAGGCUUCGUGGCGUCUCUGGGCUGGGGAGAUCCGCCACAGAGGCUUUGCCGGCCGAUGUUCCUCGGCACCGUGGAGCUCUAUGGCGCUCAGCUGACUGCACUUCGAUCCUCGAUGCCUUUCCCGGACUUGGUGAGAACCGGCUGUGGGGAUGCACGGACGCUGCAGCUCAGCCGACCUGUUGAAGCCGUGAUCACCAGCCCACCCUCUCCUGGCGCCUACAGCUAUGCUAAAGCCGCUCGCCUGAGCCAGGGCUGGCUCGCCGGCGCUGCUUCCGAGGACUUGGCCGAGGUCUUCGGUCGGUCUGAGGAUGCCACAAGGAUGGGGAGCAUGGAGAUCGGCAGCCUUUCGCUAAUGGAGACGGCACCUGCGGAGUUUGCGGCCACCUGGCGCAAGCAGCAGGAAGAGUGGCUGCAAGCCGUCUGGAAAAACCUCGUCCCCGAGGGCACGGUGAGCAGUGAAGACACAGAGUCGCUCGGCAGUUCGUGGUCACAGCUGUCCACAUCCGACAUCGAUGACGACUUCCCAGCCCGAGAAGUGCACAGAAUCCGCUGGCUAGAGCUGAUGUACGCAACACGAAGCCGUCAAGACUGGCGAAAGGCAGCCAGUGCCAUGGCAAAGUCUUACUGGAUGCUGCAAAGACGAGCUCGGAUCUACGAAGCUCGCGAGAACCAGAAGGCAGUUUGCCAGAUGUCUGAGAAGUCAAAGACCCGCGAAGGUGAACGGGAUUUGGCUUGGGCAGAGCAUCUCCACCAGCUCAAGCAGUGGGAGAAGGAAGUCCAAGACGAGCUUGAACAUCUUGAGCCCCUGACGUCCAUCCUUGUCAGCGAGGGCAUCCUUGCCAACGCGGAGAAUCUCAAGGACGACGAAAUCCUACUAUGCGAGUGGUAUGAUCAGUGGGUGACGGAGCUGAACGAGUUCACACCGGCUUGCUUUAUGCAGAUCGUUACCACCUUGUCGGUGGAGGAUGACCAGCGAAGCCUACAUAACUUCUUGGAGAGUUUGAGCAUAGAUCUCAGUAUGUUUGGAGCCAAUCGUCGUAUGCAGAGCCUUCGGGCCGUUGCGAACAUGGGGCCUGGCCCUGACUUGAGUGAAUGGGAUCGAUCCAUGCUUUGGGAUAUACUCGAUGGCAAUCUUGGCCGCUUCCGCGUCGCCUUCAAAGAAGGCCACCAGAUGACUCCGAUGCAGUUGCAGGCAGCAGAACUCGGAGGUGACGACAGGUUCCAGGACCGCAGCUGUGGCAAUGUCUUCUGCGAUGCGGGCUGGUGUUUGUCUCGCAGGGGUGUUUUUCGGAUCAGCUACAGCAUCACACCCGCAGUGCGGCUAUUGAGUUCCAGCGACAUGGACCUGAGCCGAAUGCUGAAGGUGCUCUUGGACACCGGGCGAGAGAGCCAAUCCUUCACGACUGUUCUCUCCAAAUCGCUCCUCGAUGAAGCACUGGAACGAACUUCCUUGUCACGGGCCGUUGCGUGGUUGGUACACGCGGCAUACCUGGUCAUCGUGCUGUUUUUGAGUAUCGCUUCCAACACCGAACACAAGCCCGCGAAGACGGUGCAAGUUUGCUUUAUUCUGCUCAGCGCAUGGACUGGCUACUCAUACACCAUGAUGCUAGGCGGUGGGAUUGUUCUAUACAAGUCGAUGCGAGGCGGGUUCCUGGCUGGCGUGGUCAAGCAUGCGACGCUCUGGAACUUGUUCGUGUUCCAGGCCGAGAUGUUCGCAACCUACUUUGCGUGUCGAUCUUUCGUUGUCAUGGUGUACGGUGACAAUGAAGCUGCCGGGCCACUUUUUCGCCAGCGCCCUCAACUCCUCUCCUUUCUGGUGCUGGUCCGCUGGUAUCACGUGGCAAUUGGCCUAGUGCAGGUAGAGCGACUGGGCCGGUACAUCGUACCGGUUGUUCACGCCGUUUCUAGGCCCGAGUCCCUGUCCUUUUUGCUUUUCCUCCUGAUCGUUGUGCUUGGGUCCUUUCAUGCGUAUUACGCAUUUCCUGUCAGGGAGAACACAGGCAGUGGAGAACAUGUCCUGAACAAUUUCUUGAAGAUCUUCCAGUUCGAAAUUCUGGGCGAUGUCAGCAUUAGGGACUUAGAAGACGGGCCCAGCGACAGUUUCCAUUACAGCCUGAUUGCAGAGUUCCUCGUGCUGAAGCUCGCAGCGACCGUGGUGAUUCUUAACGUCUACAUCGGCCUGCUUGGCGACCUUUACGGGAAGUCGGUCGAGCAGAAGACCCAAGUGCACAAUCGCUACUUGGCAUGGCAUGCAUACCGACACCUCUCGCACCUCGGCCGUCCAUCACGUUACCAUGAAAAGCCUGCUGCCCCUUACACCGUCAAACUCAUGUGGGUCACCUACAGCAGAGAGGAGACAGUCUCCUGA
Symbiodinium sp. CCMP2456 is the source of this 3549-nucleotide messenger RNA. The record is from the annotation of a GenBank genome assembly. NCBI's taxonomy places the organism in Eukaryota, Dinophyceae, Suessiales, Symbiodiniaceae.